AUGGGCGGGAACCGCGCGAGGGCAAAAGGGGCCGCUCCUCAUCGUGAGAGCGACGAGAGCCGUAGCGAUGGCCGCCGUAGCACCUGCUCCGUCUCCUCUAACAACGGCAACGAUGGCGAGCGGCCCGGCGACAUGAGUGUCCUCAGCAGGAUGGCCUCGCGUCUCACCACCGUCGCGAGCUCGUUCGGCCCCCGGAACCGUGUUCUCAGUCCCACGCCGCGGCGUCCCUUUUGGGGCAGUGAGGUGGACGGCGAUGGACGCGGGAAGGCGGAAGAGCCCCCCCCGGACCCUAAGCUCGAACUAUGCAUGUAUUCGUUCGGGGCGCCCCGGGCAGGCAACGCAAUAUAUGCCGCCCGUUACAACGACGUGGUACCCGACAGCUUCCGAGUGGUGGUCGACGGUGACCCAGUCCCUGGAGUCCCCAGCUGGUGGUACACCCAUGUGGGCACCAAGGUGUUGAUAGACGGUCACGGGAGGGGAAGCUUGAUUAUUGACCCGAGCUUCGUGGAAAAGAGAUUUUUCACCCGGUCCAAGCGACACGUGCUGUCCCACCGCAUACCCAAUUACCAGACAGGACUCAGGGGCAACCUGUUGCAGGCGGUACCCCCCGAGUUUCAACGUAGACUGCCAGCUCACUGGCCGUAUGGGAUCAAGGACGACAGCAGUAGUGAUUCCUCUUCAGACGAUGAUGACGACGAUGACGAUCAUGAUGGCGAAAAAGGUGGAACCGGCACGAAGGAACGCAAGGAGGAGGUGGCGGACGUCGGGGAAGAAGCGGAUGCGGAUGUGGACACGGACAGCGAGGCGGAGGGGCCCCUGCCCUCUUCCCCCAUAUCGGCGAGGCUGGACAUCAUGGCUCAGCAAGCGGUAAACGCUCAGAAGAGAGCGGACAAACUUAACCGCGGGCAGUCAUUCCGGCUGGUCGCUAGGUCCGUCUCCGGCUUGUCGUUGCGACCGGCCGCUCGUACUACCCUGGUGGGUGCCAGUGCGGGUGGAGGCACUGGUGGCACCGGUGGGGACGGCGGGAGACGUGCUACUACGGUGACACCACGCCCAGGCGAUGGUGUCGGCGGAUAUAGCGGUCGUGCAGAAGGACCAAAGCGCUUGCUCCGUCCCGGGGGUAGUAGUCGGGAAUUGGCGACGAUGGAGGAAGGCAGCGAUUAG
Molecule: messenger RNA, 1164 nt
Organism: Ectocarpus siliculosus
Lineage: Eukaryota; Phaeophyceae; Ectocarpales; Ectocarpaceae
Source: the annotation of a GenBank genome assembly